CAUUCCUUAUUAGAAAUAAAAAAACGUUAACUACUUUUAUCUCCUUUGAUACAUUAUUGUGUUAGGAACAAAUGACAACGAGGCCUAUAUUUGUAUUGUUUGGUUCUUCAAUUGUUCAACAUAGUUAUUAUGAAGGUUGGGGAGCUACUCUUUCUCAUUUGUACUCUCGCAAGGCUGAUAUAGUUUUGCGAGGAUACGCUUCUUGGAAUUCAAGACGUGCUCUACAAAUUUUGGAUAAAGUUUUUCCAAAGGAUGCAAUUGAGCAACCAUCAUUGGUGAUUGUAUAUUUUGGUGGUAAUGAUUGUAUUCGUCCAAAUCCAAGUGGCCUUGGUCCUCAUGUACCAUUGGAGGAAUACAUAGAAAAUAUGAGAAAAAUUGCUAUCCAUAUAAGGAGCCUAUCAGAGAAGACUCGGAUUAUAUUUCUCAGUAAUCCUCCCAUCGAUGAAGCACAACUCAAGUAUAACAUUGAUGAAUUUGGGAAACCGUUAAGGACAAAUGAAAUAUGUGGAAUAUAUUCAAAAGCGUGUUUGGAAUUGUGUCGCGAGAUGAAAAUCGAGGCUAUUGAUGUGUGGUCUGCAAUUCAAAAAAAAGAAAACUGGAGAAACGUUUGCUUCAUUGAUGGAGUUCAUCUAUCAACCGAGGGGAGUGAAAUAUUGACAAAAGAGAUAUUGAAGGUCAUCAAAGAAGCAGAAUGGGAACCAAGUUUAUACUGGAAACUAAUGCCAGUUGAAUUUGGAGAAGAUUCACCAUAUGAUCCAGUUCUUCCUGAUGGAAUCUCAACUUUUAAUGUCUCCAACAUACCUUUUCCUGAAAAUGUAGUGUGGGACUAGACUUAUGUGGAAAAUUUAUAGAAUCCUUAGGGAAAUAACAGAAUAAAAUGCUGUUAUAUGGUAGUCUUGAAUCAUUAAUAUAUGAAGUUUUUGAGACAUUGGAGCUUAAUCAAUGAAAUUCUUUUUACCUUGUA
Messenger RNA from Trifolium pratense (red clover), 964 nucleotides. RefSeq names its product GDSL esterase/lipase CPRD49-like. The record is from RefSeq and is a predicted model, not a curated record. Gene Ontology annotation, molecular function: hydrolase activity, acting on ester bonds. Lineage: Eukaryota; Viridiplantae; Streptophyta; Magnoliopsida; Fabales; Fabaceae. The coding region runs from base 72 to 830 and encodes 252 amino acids. The transcript is spliced from 6 exons.